Molecule: messenger RNA, 762 nt
Organism: Sparassis crispa
Lineage: Eukaryota; Fungi; Basidiomycota; Agaricomycetes; Polyporales; Sparassidaceae
Exons: 3
Coding region: 1-762 (253 amino acids)
Biological process (GO): mitochondrial translation
Cellular component (GO): mitochondrial large ribosomal subunit; mitochondrial ribosome
Molecular function (GO): structural constituent of ribosome
Source: RefSeq, a predicted model, not a curated record
AUGCUUCCCUCAAUACAAGCACGGACGUUUUCACCUCUGCUCUCUUUCGUCUUGCGCCCCCGGACGCUAGCAACACAUGCCACCGCUGUCCCCACGACAUACCCAGGCACUCCGCCCGUCCAAGCACACUCAAAAAAGGCCGCAGUCUCAUCUGCAUCGACCAACGAGGGAGGCGCCCUCAGACCACAUCUGAACAUUCCGGUGAAUCCGAACCACGGGCUAUAUGGGUUCUUCCGUCGGACGGAAAAGGACGGUGUCGUGUCGUAUGAGACGGUGGAGCAAAACAAUGCCCUCACCACAAAUACAGGUCGCUCGUGGACCGCGGCGGAGCUGCGUCUCAAGAGCUUCAAAGACCUGCAUACGCUGUGGUAUGUGCUCCUGCGGGAGCGGAACUUACUCGCUUCGCAAGCGGAGGAGGCGAGGCGACAUGGGAUUACGGUAGGAGUACUCAAUGUGAAGCAGAAAUCUCUACGGUGCCGCAAAAGCAUGGCCCGCAUCAAGUACGUGAUCAACGAGCGACGGCUGGCGUAUGAGGGCGCGGUCGGGGCGCUGAGAGAGCAGCGUGAGAAGGAACUGGCGGCACUGCGGGAGGAGCGAGUGGCUGAGGAGCGGGCGGAGGCUGCUGCUGCACAGGCAGCAGCGAAGGCGGCGGAUAAGGAGAGUAGACAGGAUGCAGGGCAGGCGCAGUCCGCGGCGAACCUCGCUGCGCAGGGCUUGUUUGAAACCGCACCGCAGAACGAGGGACAGGCGAAGCGACCGUAG